This is a messenger RNA of Scleropages formosus (Asian bonytongue), 1639 nucleotides long. RefSeq names its product NFKB inhibitor interacting Ras-like 2 (gene nkiras2). The record is from RefSeq and is a predicted model, not a curated record. Bases 192 to 770 code for a protein of 192 amino acids. The transcript has 4 exons. Gene Ontology annotation, molecular function: GTP binding; GTPase activity; GTPase activating protein binding. Gene Ontology annotation, biological process: Ral protein signal transduction; negative regulation of canonical NF-kappaB signal transduction. NCBI's taxonomy places the organism in Eukaryota, Metazoa, Chordata, Actinopteri, Osteoglossiformes, Osteoglossidae.
AAGCGGUUCUGAAAAUGUGUGUGUGUGUGUGUAUUAUUAUUUUUUUAUUAUUUGAAAAAUCGUGUUUAUCGUGCCCUGCCCUCCGAGCCGCCAGGGGGCGCUAUGCGCCACGGACACUCGCACUCGCAGCUCCACUUCCAGUGCGGAACAACAACACAGAUCUGUAAAACGGAAGCUGGAGGGGAGUGGCGAUGGGUAAGAGCUGUAAAGUGGUGGUGUGCGGCCUGUCCGGCGUGGGCAAGACUGCUGUGCUGGAGCAGCUGCUGUACGCGAACCACGCUGUGGGCUCCGAGCCAAUGGAGACCUUAGAGGACAUCUAUAUCGGCUCGGUCGAGACCGACCGGGGUGUGCGCGAGCAGGUGCGCUUCUACGACACCCGGGGCCUGAAGGACGGUCAGGAGUUUCCACGCCAUUACUACACUUUCGCAGAUGGCUUUGUGCUCGUCUACAGCAUUGACAGCAAAGAAUCCUUCAGACGCAUGGAGGCACUCAAGAAAGACAUCGACCGCUUCCGUGACAAGAAAGAGGUGACCAUUGUCGUGUUGGGCAACAAAGGGGACCUGCUUGACCAGAGGAGGGUGGAUGCAGAAGCUGCCCAGCACUGGGCCAAGACAGAGAAAGUGCGUCUGUGGGAGGUGUCGGUGGCAGAUCGGCGCACUCUCGUCGAGCCCUUCGUUUACUUGGCCAGCAAAAUGACCCAGCCACAGAGCAAAUCCACUUUUCCACUGAGCCGCAACAAGAAUAAAGGCAGUGGUUCCCUGGAUGUUUGAGCGGGCUGGCAGCAGUCUGUGAGAGUGCAGAGUCACUCAGCUGCUCUCUGAAAAGAUGCACUAAAUGCAUUGACUGAUUGACAGAUAGGCAUAAACACAGUUACAGUGCAGUUAAGAGGCACGUGGAAGGACACACCCACAUUUGUGUUAUUGACAGCGUGUAUGUGGUGGACACUUUAGCGCUGUGUACAACUCCAAUACAAGGAAGAAGCAUUAAUGAUACAUUUUAUCUAGGGAGAACAUUAGUUUGAUAAAUAAACAUUGUGUCUGGAGAUAGAAUAAUCACAUUAUUUAAAACUGUACUUUUAAAGUUCAGGGUCAUCUCAAUGAUUCGGUCUCCUUAGUGUUCCAGAAAUAUCAUGCUGUCAAGAAACGAGGGGAUUAGCAAAGUAAAACAACUAAAGUAAAUUGAGACAAAAGAAACGCUUUGAUUGCUGAAAAGACUGCUAUUCUAUUACUUAACUCUGUGAAGUAGUAGUUCCUUGGAAUUAGCUUCAGCAUUUCCCUGCCUUCUUUCUUUGAGUAAUAGAAGCAUUAUUGCUGUAAAAAUAUAUUACUCCUUUGAGGUUCAGUGCUACUUUAGAUCACCGUUACCAGCUGCUGUUUUUCAUCAAGAACUGCUACAGUGGUGUUGAUUACAUUCCUGUACUUGCAUGUAUUUAUGGACAAUUUCAAUUUAUGUCACAUGAGAAUUGCUAUUGUUACACUAAUGUAUAAUGUAUACGUAGCGAAUUGUGAGUCAUGUGAACUGCUCUACAGUAGUCAGGAUCUGUGAAUAAAGCAAAUAUAAUUUCAUAUUCAUCGUGUGUUGAGAAAAGAUACCUUUUCCACUGGAAAUAAAAGCAGUAAAUAAAUCAAUAAAUUGUUAA